AUGGGCCUCGUCGCCCCACUGCUCGCCUUCAUACUAGCCUCUCAGGCGCUCGCCCAGGAACUAGACGAUAUCAUUGUCGGCUGCGACGCGGUCCAAUGUCCUGUGGUCGAGGAUGAGCAUCACUGCAAAGUUAGAAACGACACAUUCCUCGACAUCGGGCUGACCCGCAUUCCCGAUGUCCCAGAUUCCCUAGAGGAUUUCUCCAUCGUCCAAGGAGUUAGCAUUGCCAAGACUAGGAAGGACGAAGACCUGUUCACCAGCGUCUACUAUCUCGGGACCCCCCAGAAUGUGUCGCUGGAUGAAGUCCACGGCUGCGCUGUCUUUUUCGACCCUCCCGGGAGAAAAUUCCCAGAGAACACCACAGGCACCUGCUCUGAUAUUAUCGAUCCGAAAUGCAUUGCUGGCAUCCAAGAAGUUGCGGAGUCCGCACUUAGUUACAAAUACAUCGAUGGUAUCUGCCGAGAUGUACAGGAUGCGCUUGAGGACAGCGAUAUCAUUGCCUGCAGGAAUUACACUGGCACGGGCGAAGGCAUCGAAAGAAGCGUCUUUGCCAUUAGCCUCUCCAACCUCACCAAUAUCGAGGCCAAGGAAAACGCCACCAGCGACUGUUGGCCUAUCCUGCCCAAAUCUGCCAACCUGGCACCGCUUUUCUAUGCCAUGAAAUCUUGGGAUGGGGGUCCGUUUCCUCAAUCCGCGUUCGAUGAAGUGCACAAGAUUACUCCGGUGCUCACCCUCUUCAUGGCCAAAUCGAACAGCAAAAAUGUAGUGAGCCAAACUGUUGGACAAAUGAGCUGUAUUCAGAUCGAAAGUACUUGGACUCCUGAUACCAGUGUUGCUGCACCACAAAGACUUGUUAGUAUGUUGGCGAUUAUCUGGGCAUUUGCUGCGUGGGCUGCGACGCUGUAA
Messenger RNA from Fusarium vanettenii 77-13-4, 906 nucleotides. RefSeq lists its product as uncharacterized. The coding region runs from base 1 to 906 and encodes 301 amino acids. The transcript is spliced from 2 exons. NCBI's taxonomy places the organism in Eukaryota, Fungi, Ascomycota, Sordariomycetes, Hypocreales, Nectriaceae. The record is from RefSeq and is a predicted model, not a curated record.